AUGCAAAAUGUCACUCACGAAAGUUAUUCGAUUGAGAAAUCAUCUCCAUUGGGAAAAUAUCAACGAGCUGCAAUCGCAGUUGAUAAUGAAAUUUGCUCGAAAAUUGGUCGAGAGAUCUUAGAAAAAAAUGGCACAACGGUCGAUGCUGCUUUAGCUGCUGCGAUUUGCAAUGGUGUAAUGAAUCAACAUUCAAUGGGUAUUGGAGGAGGAUGUGUGAUGGUGAUCUCUUCGAAGAAAAAAGGAAAAGUUUUUAGUAUUAUUGGAAGAGAAAAGGCUCCAUUAGCAUCAAAUGAAAAUCUGUUUAUUGGAAAAGAAAAUUUGUCUUCAAUUGGUGGAUUAUCAAUUGCUGUUCCAGGUGAAUUACGUGCUUAUCGAAAAGCAUACGAAGAAUUUGGUGGUGGAGUUUCGUGGAAAGAUCUUUUUCAACCAACAAUUCAAUUAUGUCGACAAGGUUUUCCAAUCAGUUCGGCUUUAGCACAAGCAAUUCAACAAAAUAAACAAUUGAUUCUUAAUGAUCCAAAUAUGAAAGAAUUAUUUGUUAAAGAUAAAAAUACAAAUGAAUUGUAUCAAUUCGGAGAUUCAAUUAAACAACUAAAAUUGGCAAAAACACUACAAAUCAUUGCUGAACAAGGUGAUGAUGUGUUUUAUCAUGGUGAACUUUCUCAGAAAAUUCUUCAAGAAAUUCAAGACGAAGGUGGAAUUAUAACAAAAGAAGAUCUUGAAACUUAUGACAUUGAUUAUCGUGAAGCACAUUGUAUUGAAUUCGAUGAUCGUAUUCGAGCAUUUACAACUCAUGCUCCAACUAGUGGACCAAUUUUAACAUUUAUUCUAAAUGUUUUACAAGGCUUUCAGUUUUCUGCAAACCAAUUAGAAGAAUCGACGAGUGCUGCGUUAUUUUAUCAUCGUCUUAUUGAAACAUUGAAAUUUGCUUAUGCGAAACGAAGCGAACUUUCCGAUCCACAAUUCAAUGAUAUCACACAAUUAAUUUCUGAUUUAACUUCGAAAGAACAUGCCGAAGAGAUUCGAAAACGAAUCGAUGAUGAUAAAACAUUUGACUGUGAAUAUUACGGUGGAAUAUGGUUUGACAAAAGUCGAACAGGAACAGCUCAUUUAUCAUUAGCUGGACCCGAUGGUGAUGCAAUUGCAUUGACAUCAACGAUUAACCAUUAUUUUGGUUCGAAAGUUCUCGGUAAACACACUGGAAUUUUCUAUAAUAAUCAAAUGGAUAGUUUUUCAACGAGAAAUACAUCAAAUCAAUUUGGAAUUCCAUCAAGUCCAGCGAAUUAUAUAUUUCCUGGAAAACGACCUGUGUCAUCAAUGUCACCAAUCAUUCUUUGGGAUAAAAUAAAAGAACAUUGGAUCCAAAUCUUAGGUGGAAGUGGAGGACCAAGAAUAACAACAAGUGUUGCACAAGUUUCUUUAAUUAAUUGGUUAUUUAAACAAAAUAUUAAAACAACAAUUGAUUCAUCACGAAUUCAUUCACAAUUAUUACCAAAUGAAAUUAUUGUCGAACAAGGUUUUGACGAAAAAAUAAUCAAUGAAUUGAGAAAACGUGGUCAUCAGAUUGUCUCUGUUGAUUCAAUUGGUUCAGCCGUUCAAGGAAUUGAAUGGAAAGAAGAAUUGAAUGAAUUUUGGGCAAAUUGUGAUCGACGGAAAGGUGGAAAACCUGAUGGAUUUUAA
This is a messenger RNA of Adineta ricciae, 1680 nucleotides long. The record is from the annotation of a GenBank genome assembly. Lineage: Eukaryota; Metazoa; Rotifera; Eurotatoria; Adinetida; Adinetidae.